UUUCUCUGACCAAUUCUAUGUAGGCCUAUGUACCAUUUAGUGUGAAACCAAACAGUAAAAAUCAUGGAUGCAUUCAUGAAAAACCAAACUUUACCGAGAUAUUUGCACACGAUGCUUCAAAUAUUACUGCUUUUUUUCGCGAUAUUUCCAAAAGAUUACAAGUUACACAGCUCCGUAUACUAUAGCGUGCAAAUAAUCAUCGUUGGAGGAGCACUCGUCGGAAGUUCAAUACCUCUAUACAUGGCUACUGAGAGCGUGGUGAAAUUAGAAAUAUUUGCGACAAUAAUUCCUCAGCUGGCCGAUCUACUUAUAUUCACGUAUUUCUCGUACAAAGAAAAAGAACUCUUGAAAUUGAUACAUAGUCUAGCAUCGAAAAAUUCCAAUAACGAGUUGGAACGCACGAAUAGAUUUCUUAGAGCCAAUUUUGUCACGUAUUUUAUACUUCAUACAGCAUGGGCGAGUCUUUUCAUCGUGCAUACUUUGAUUUAUUUACUAUCAGGACACGAGUUUUCUCACAAGUAUUCUAUAAUGAUUCCAUUUUGGCUAUCGUGUGACGUGAGACCGGAUAACCGUCUAUGCUGGAAGACGGAUUCGAGUUGGGAAUUAUGGUUGGCCAAUAUAUUUACCACGAUUGCGGUGGGUUUUGAAUAUGCGUCAUAUUGCACUGCCUGUAUACUUUAUUCCGUUUUCAUGGCUAACGUAUGGAUACACUUGCAAACACUAAGAACUUCCAUUAGAUCGAUGGCUUCGCGAAUGAAAUCUCAAUGUAGAAUAAAUUUUAUGAAAUUCGGAAAAGUUGAAGAAUACGAUGAUGCUGUCAUGGAAGAGUUUUACGAAAAUAUUAAAAACCAGCAGAUGAUACGCGGGUACUGCAAUGAAAUAAUUGAAGUGAUGCGAGGAUACGUAUCAAUAUUUUUGGCUGAAUUUUGGGGAACGUUGGUUUUUUUGGGUUUUACAUCCAUAAUGGAGGUGAAAAAUGACCGUUUGCUUGUGAUAAAAACUGCAAUAAUUUCAGUUUCAGGAGCUAUAGGAUUCGUUGUACACUGCGUAUAUGCCCAAAUGAUGACAGAUUUGAAUGAAAUGAUACUCCAUGAAAUGGCAGAUAUUCCGUGGUACGAGCAAGGAAUACGAUUCAGAAAAAAUUACCUAAUGUGUUUAACUCAUAAUCAAAAAUCCAUCCAAGUGACAGCUGGUGGAAUGUUUACAUUCAAUUACGGAUUUUCUAUGAAUUGUUUGAAAACAAUGUACUCUUUUUUGAACAUGAUGUUGUUACAUUAUAAACGAAAAGGAUCGUUAUAAUGCCCAUUGCUUUUUCUCAAAUACUCAAGCAUGUACAUAUUUUUGAACAAUUCACGAAUAAAAAAUCACGC
This is a messenger RNA of Planococcus citri (citrus mealybug), 1370 nucleotides long. RefSeq lists its product as uncharacterized. Lineage: Eukaryota; Metazoa; Arthropoda; Insecta; Hemiptera; Pseudococcidae. Gene Ontology annotation, molecular function: olfactory receptor activity; odorant binding. The record is from RefSeq and is a predicted model, not a curated record. Gene Ontology annotation, cellular component: plasma membrane. Gene Ontology annotation, biological process: detection of chemical stimulus involved in sensory perception of smell; sensory perception of smell. Bases 64 to 1299 code for a protein of 411 amino acids. The transcript has 4 exons.